AUGUGUAUUUUGUGGCAAUCUAAUCUAAUCUGUCCCGUCCCCAACCCUAACCCCCAACUCCACUCCUUCAUCAGCAAGCAAAGCAAAGGCAUGGCGCCGGCGGCCGGUCGCGGGCGAGGACGAGGACGGGCCCGGGGACGCGGGCGAGGACGCGCGGCCAAGACCCCGCCUCCAGCCGCAGGUGCUUCCUUUCUGUCUUUCUUUCCCCCACCAUCUUCAAGAGGACGCGCGCUCUCUUGCAGGUGUCUAACCAACCAACCAACCAAAUCCCCUUCCUUUGCUUGCGCAGAACCCGCGCCGGAGGAGGCCCCCGACGCCGCCCACCACCAAGAGCAAGAGCAGGAGCAGGACAAGGACAAGGGGCAGGAAGAGCAGGAGCAGCUCACCCACACCCAAGAUGCCUCUGCCUCUGCUUUUGCCGGGCGGGAGACGAUUGAGAUCUCCGACUCCCCAGACGCAUCCCCUCAGCAUCAACAACAAGGAGGCGCCUCCUCCUCGCCACACAUAGAUACUACUAGCUCAACCCAUCAGAUCAAGGAGGAGCCAAGCUCAAUCACAGCCGUCCACCACAAACCCCAUGAGCCCUCUCCCUCUGCUGCCACCAAUAUUGACGAGCAGCAGGAGAAAAUGGAGGUGGAGGCUGGAGAGCCUCAUGAUAUGUUCUUGUCCGUACAGGAAGAAGAAGCAGCAGCCCCUCCACAAGAAGAACAAGAGGCAGACAAGCAAACGCUACAGAACAAGGCAGCACAGGUGAUAGAGCCGGAGGGUGCAAAACCCGAUGAUGAUGAUGAUGAUGAUGAUGAUGAUGAUGAUCUAGUCGUAAAGGGUGAUGUUGCUGCAACUGAUGAUGCACAAAAUAAGCAAGACAGUCAAGCUCACCAACUCCACCAGGAGGAACAAAUGCUUGCUGCAACUCAUGAUGAUGCAGAAAAUAAGCAAGGCACCCAAGCUCACCCACUCCACCAGGGAGAAAUGGAUGCUGAGCGGGAAGAGGAGGAGGAGGAGGAGGAGGAGGAGGAGGAUCCCGAAGAGGUCAUUUUCGAGGACUCUGUCUCUGUGGGUGACGGGCAGGCCGCAACUGAGGACAAACAAGGAGAUGACCCUGCUGCUAGGGCCACGGAGGACGACGACGGGCAGGCUGCAGCUGAGAGCAAACAGGAAGAGCACCGUGCUAGGGCGAUGGAGGAGGACGUGCAGGCUGCAGGUGAGAUCAAACAGCAAGAGGACGAGCGCAAGGUUAUGUCAGACAUGGCCAAGAACAGGCAGCGCAAAAAGGAGCUAGAGAUCUUUGUGGGAGGGCUGGACCGUGAAGCCGUCGAGGAGGAUAUCAGGAAGGUGUUUGCGCAGGUCGGUGAUGUUGUGGAGGUCCGUCUCCACAAGGAUCCCUCCACCAACAAGAACAAGGGGUUUGCGUUCGUCAGGUUUGCAAACAAACAGCAGGUGGCUCGGGCGCUUGCUGAGGUGAAGAAUCCUAUGAUACAUGGCAAACGUUGUGGUGUUGCUGCUAGCGAGGACAACGAUACACUGUUCUUGGGCAAUAUUUGCAAUACAUGGACAAAGGAAGCUAUUAAGAAGAGGCUGCUUGACUAUGGGGUAGAAGGAGUUCAAAGUUUAACUCUUGUUCCUGAUACUCAAAACGAAGGCCAGAGCCGUGGUUUUGCAUUUCUCGAGUUCUCUUGCCACGCGGAUGCGAUGCUUGCAUUCAAAAGGCUGCAGCAACCAGAUGCUCUAUUUGGUCACCCUGAGAGAACUGCAAAAGUUGCCUUUGCAGAGCCAAUAAAAGAAGCAGAUGCAGAAGUUAUGGCUCAGGUCAAAUCAGUUUUUAUUGAUGGACUUCCACCAUACUGGGAUGAAGAACGUGUUAAAAACCGAUUCAGAGCUUAUGGUGUGAUAGAACGAGUUGUGCUUGCUCGCAAUAUGUCUAGUGCUAAAAGAAACGAUUUUGGAUUUGUCAACUUCUCAACCCAUGAGGAGGCUCUUGCUUGUAUUGAAGCCACCAACAACACCGAGCUGGGUGAUGAUGGAAAAGCAAAGCUAAAAGUAAGGGUUAGACUUUCAAACCCUUUACCUAAAAGUCAGGCUGUGAAAGGUGAAAUGAGUGGCGGGUUUCGAAUUGGACAUCCUGGAUCUGGUUUUAACAGGCCUGGUAGAGGUUUUAAUAGGGACAGAGCUGCCCCUCGCCGGGAAGGUUUCCAUGGUGAUAGGGGUUUCAAUAAUCACACUCCUGGUCGUGGUGCGAGAUUUAAUUCUGCAUACAGUAACAACAGUUUUGAAGCUUCGCCCUCUGAUUUCCGAGCCAGGCAGGCUCCUCCUGCCUUUCGAGGGGGGAGAUGGGAACCUUCCUCAGGAAGGCAUGAUUUCUUUGAUAGAGGGCAGGGGAGAGGGUAUCAUCAUCCACCUAGAGGGCCAACAUUUGAGCCUGAGGGUGAUUUUGGUAGACCCUUUGGUGAAAACCCAUAUCUCUAUGAAGAUGUUCGGCAUAGUGCUAAGAGGCCAUAUUCUCACAUGGAACCCGGCCCUCCUGGAUACUUUGAGCAUGGUCCUCCUCGUGUGCGCCCUCGCUUUGACCAUUACGAGCAGCCACCAUUUCCUGGAGGGAACCGUUUUGGUCAUUAUGACCAGCCACCAUUUCCUGGAGGUGACCGCCACAGAGACUCUUUUGGGACGAGGGGUGGUUAUUCACGUGAUCACUAUGGCCCUGGUUCUGGUCCUGGUCAUGCCCCGCCCCCCGCCCAUGCCCAUGCCCCGCCCCCUGCCCAUGCCCAUGCCCAUGCCCAUGCCCCAGCUCAAUAUGGUAGGGGUGCAUUCCGACCACACCAAAGAGGCGGGCAUUCUGGAGGCGGUUAUUACCACCACUAG
This is a messenger RNA of Triticum turgidum subsp. durum (durum wheat), 2859 nucleotides long. The record is from the annotation of a GenBank genome assembly. NCBI's taxonomy places the organism in Eukaryota, Viridiplantae, Streptophyta, Magnoliopsida, Poales, Poaceae.